Messenger RNA from Fusarium subglutinans, 579 nucleotides. RefSeq lists its product as uncharacterized. The coding region runs from base 1 to 579 and encodes 192 amino acids. Lineage: Eukaryota; Fungi; Ascomycota; Sordariomycetes; Hypocreales; Nectriaceae. The transcript has a single exon. The record is from RefSeq and is a predicted model, not a curated record.
AUGAAUACCUUUAAAAACAUCGCCCGGAAACUCAAGGAGCUUUCUACAAACCCCACCCCUAACUACAAACCUGUCAACCGUGCUAACCUCAAGGUUGUAGAUGUCGUGACGGAAAACUUCUGGCCUAACAUCCGGAAGCACAUCCUCGCCGAUGAUUCGAACGCCAACUCCAUGAAAGCCAUCUGUUCCGUGUGCUGGGACGAACUACACGUAGCGUGUAUCACCUCCGCCGAGGACAAACUCUCCACCGGUCUUGUUGCGCCUUGCGGCCACAUCAUGUGUCCUGCAUGCUGGCCACGCAAGAUUUCUGACCCGUCACACACUCUCUUCGAAGAGUGUCGAAAGUGCCCAGUUUGCGAGACUCUACUCGAGUGUUUCAUUUGCCGUAAGGCUUGCGACAAAUGGGUGAUUCCCGCGCUUGGUGGGAAGGCUGCUAUCGAGUUCUUGCCCAAGACAGCUCCGGAGUGUGGACGAGAGUACCGUCCUUACUGUAAGGGCUGUGCUAAGCCUUACCAUGGGAAAGGAGAUGGGUUUUGGUUUGGAAACUCUGAGGAGCGGGAGAGCGUGUAUAGAUCUUGA